This is a messenger RNA of Paramormyrops kingsleyae, 4229 nucleotides long. RefSeq names its product SH2 domain containing 3A (gene sh2d3a). Gene Ontology annotation, biological process: small GTPase-mediated signal transduction; positive regulation of peptidyl-serine phosphorylation. NCBI's taxonomy places the organism in Eukaryota, Metazoa, Chordata, Actinopteri, Osteoglossiformes, Mormyridae. Gene Ontology annotation, molecular function: guanyl-nucleotide exchange factor activity; phosphotyrosine residue binding. The record is from RefSeq and is a predicted model, not a curated record.
CCAGGGAGCAAGGAAAAUACAAAGAUUGAAUGAAUGAAGGAAGUGACGGAGGACAGGAUGGUCAGCAACACCUGCUGGUCAAAGGGGGAGGAGAUUCAAAGGGCUAGGUUGGACGGGCGCUGAUCCUGAUACAGACACGGAGGAAAAGCACCUCUAUUCAGAUUAAACUACUCAGCACUCCAAACAGCAUUACGCAAAUACAGACACGGAGGGAGCGCAUCGCGGUCCGGGAUCGCUUACUCAGCCCUCCAUACGGCAUUACGCAGAUACAGACACGGAGGGAGCGCACCUCGGUCCGGGAUCGCUUACUCAGCCCUCCAUACGGCAUUACGCAGAUACAGACACGGAGGGAGCGCACCUCGGUCCGGGAUCGCUUACUCAGCCCUCCAUACGGCAUUGCGCAUGUACAGACACAGAGGGGGCGCACCUCUGUCCACGCCUGGCGCUUUUGGGUGCGGCGCUCGGGGUUGUGCCAGCUGCUGGUGUCACAAUAACUUGUACGCUGUUUAUCUCCGGACCUUGCUUGACAAAUGUGUAAUGCAUCCGGUAGUCAUGGAAAAGGUUGGGACCGGUCGAGCGACAGUUAAUUUUUCCGAAGUAUAUUUAUAACAGAAUUAUUACAUCCACAUUAAAUCUCGUAUGCGAUAAAGUAGCAGAUGUUUGAAUAACUAAGGUGGGGCAAGGGUUGCACCCAGCGAAUACGAAGUGGCAGACGGUCAAGGUGUAUAUACGACCUGAUAUACAGCCGUCGGUGGCUAGUUUUCCCACAUGGAAAGCCUGAUCUGACACCGUGUGGAAUCCGUGGAAUUUCCCUGCGGAAGGGGCUCCGAAAGCCUGUGAGGACUCGCCCAGGUGAGGCACAGUGGAGAGGAGACGGAGUUUCAGUACGUAUGGUGCUCUGGAUUAAUGAUAAGAGGAUAAGAACGUGCUUUCUCCAUGAAUACACGGGUAUCAGGAAGUAGCAGAGGGAUGGAUUCCCUGAAGAAGGAGCUGGAGGAGGAGCUGAAGCUGAGCACGGAGGACAUGAGGAGCCAUGCCUGGUACCACGGUCCAAUCAGCCGAGAGGGUGCAGAGGCACUGCUGCAACGUGAUGGAGACUUCCUGAUCCGCGACUCCUGGAGCAGCCCAGGGGACUAUGUCCUGACAUGUCAGUGGAAGAAUGAGCCCAUGCACUUUAAAAUCAUCCGAGUGGUGCUGCGGCCCAAGGAGGGCUACUCGCGGGUGUUGUUCCAGUUUGAGCAGGACCGCUUCGACAACAUCCCAGCUCUGGUCCGGUUCCAUGUGGGUGGCAGGAGGCCCAUCUCUGAAGCUUCAGGAGCCAUCAUCUUCCAGCCCAUCACACGCACAGUGCCUCUGCGCAUUAUCAGUGAGCGUGAGGCUAUGUGUGAACGUGGAGGCAGACUGUGCAGGUCAGGAAGGGCACAGAAGCAGCGUCCCGAGGCCAGUAAGAGACUGAGCUUCACCUCCAGCCAGAUGGACACGCUGCACCUCAGCAGUAACUUGCUCAGGAGUAAGGAUAAGAGUGGCAGUCACCCAGCCAACCUUGAGAUUCUAGGAAGAAGACCAUCUUUGCAGUCUGCUCAGUCUGACAGCAACCUGUGCUCAGGAGCAGCACCUGAAGUACCUGUGGAAGCCAGCCCCACCACCAUUUCUCCUGUCUUCCGGACAGGCAGUGAGCCUUUGUUGAGCCCUCGUAUGCCUCAACAUGUCCAGUCCUCUCAGCCAGGAGGGGGCACCACCCCGCGAGGCUCUGAUGGACAGCUGCACUCCCGGGCGCCUCCCAAGCCCCUACGGGUGUCCACCCUAUUCCCCUGCACCUCCUCCCAGACAGAGGAGGAUCCCAGCCACCCAUAUGACGAGCUUAUUCCACGUGCCCCUGUGACAGUGCUUCGCAGCCAUGCUGACCGCCUGCGGGCUGAGGAGAAGUGGCAGAGUCGAGCCCGCAUCACCGAGACCAGCUUCAACUUCCUUGAGACAGCUCCGGAGUGGGAGGAGCCACCAGAAGGAAAUGAGCCACAGUUUGUGCGGCCAGAGUUUGAGAUGUCCUCCUGCUUUCGCCUGGAGCACUUCCAUUCCCUGCUGCUUCCAGACAACAAUCGGCCUUUAGAGCCCACGGUCCUGCUGGCCCUCAAGCAGCUGUUUGCCCGCAGUGAUGCCAGGACCACGGCUUUGCAUAUCCUCAGCGUCGACUGCCAGGUAGCACGGAUCACAGGCGUGACAGAGGAGCAAAAGAGACUGAUGGGUGUGAGCUCUGGCCUGGAGCUCAUCACACUUCCACAUGGGCACCAGCUAAGACGGGACCUGCUGGAAAGGCACCAGCUUCUGACGUUGGGGUUGGCUAUAGACAUCCUGGGCUGCACCGGUACUGUGGGCCAGAGAGCUGCUGUGUUGCACAAGGUCAUCCAGCUGGCUCAGGAGCUGCGGCACACAGCCCACGACUUCUAUGCUUUCUCUGCUGUCAUGAAGGCCCUGGAUCUGCCACAGGUGGUCAGACUGGAGAAGACAUGGCGAGCCUUAAGAAGGAACCACACUGACAGUGCAGUGUCUUUUGAAAAGACACUCAAGCCUUUCAUGAAAGCUCUGAACGAAGGAGAUGUGGCCAUGGACUGUGAGUCUGCCUCUGUGCCACACCUGGUGCCACUGCUCAGGCUGAUGGAGGGAGAGGAUGCAGGUGAACACACAGGACAUGGCUGCCAACUGCUCCUCAGCAUCCUACAGUCCGCCCGUAACUCCGCUCUCAAUGCUAGGCAACACCAGGCCCACGCUCAUGCUCUGCUAACAGCAGGCUGGGAACCAAUCCCUGAGCUUUUGGAGGCCUUCCAGACAGAGUUUGCCCUUCGCCUCUUCUGGGGCCAAGCAGGGGUUAGAGCAGAGCAUCAGGAACGUUACAAGAAAUUUGAUGCGGUACUUAGUGCUUUAUCAAACAAGCUGGAAUCUGCCCAUGACUCUGACCUUUGAGUCAAUGUCAGCUCUAUCUCCCAGAUCCUGGAGGAUCCACACUAUAAGCCAUCAUGGAUGUCAAACAAACCCUUUAAUGAAGAACCCUGGCAAGUGAGAGACAGAUGCAUUAAUCUACCUAUCCAUUAUGUUACACGGAUGUAGUAGGGGAAAGCUUCUAUUAGCAGAAUUGGAACAUAGUAAGAAGUCCUUUUUACAGGUAAUGUAAAAAUCAGAGACCUUACUGGGAAUCGUACUGAACAUGGUAAGGAACAGAAACCUUUCUGGGCAUCAAUGCAGUAUAACAAUUAAAAAUUUCAGCGUGGUGUGUGGCUCAGUAGGCUAAGCCUGUGUGCUUGUAAUCAGAAGGUCACUAGUUCAAACCCAGCCUCGGCACGUCUGCGGGUCCCUGAGCAAGGCCCUCAACCCCUGGGUGCCACACGCAUCUUACUCUACAAAGAGCAAGUUGAGGGAGGUAAAAAAAAGACAAUUUCCCCACAGGGAUCAAUUAAAAAAAUAUCAGUUGUCAUAUUGAGCAUGAGGAGGAACAGAGACCUUACUUGGCAUCCGACUACAGUACAGAGCAAAGCCUGUACUGGGAAUCAGACUGGAACUAGUGCUAAGCAGAAGGAGGAACAAAGAUGGAGUUAUGUACAGUUAUGUAUCCACAGGGGACUGGUUCCAGGACCAGGUCCUUUAUAUACAAUGAUGUAGUAUUUGCAUAUAACCUGCCCACAUCCUCCAGGAUACUUUAAAUCAAUUCUAGAUCACCUACAAUACCUAAUACAAUGUAAAUGAUAUGUAAAUAUACUGUAUUGUUCAGGGAAUAAUGACAAACAAAAACUGUAUAUGUUCAGUACAGAGGCAACCAUCAUGGCCCAUAUAGAAAUUAUAAAUAGAUAAAACAUAAAUUCAUUUUCUCUCUAACGCACACCAUAACCCUAACCCUAACACACAUGAACCCUGUGUUAACACUCACCAGCACCCAAAACUACACAUAACUUCAUUUACAUGGAUUCAGUAUAGUGCUAGGUGCGUGGCAAUUUCAAGUUUUACUUUUUUUACUUUACUUUACAGAAUGUUUUUUUUCUGAAUAUUUUCAAUCCGCAGUUAAUUGAAUCCAUGGAUGUGAAACCCACAAAUAUGGAGGGCUGACUGUACUUAUCCACACUGAGGUUACCAAAUAAAUUGAUAACCUUGCCAUUCUCUUACAAUGUAAUGCAUUUUUUCUAAUAUGUUUUUAUGUUAGUUUACCUUUAUGAAACUGAAAUAAAGACCAAAUACUAUCUGAA